Messenger RNA from Scylla paramamosain (green mud crab), 2232 nucleotides. RefSeq names its product facilitated trehalose transporter Tret1-like. Gene Ontology annotation, biological process: transmembrane transport. Gene Ontology annotation, cellular component: membrane. Gene Ontology annotation, molecular function: transmembrane transporter activity. The transcript has 5 exons. The record is from RefSeq and is a predicted model, not a curated record. Bases 190 to 1788 code for a protein of 532 amino acids. Lineage: Eukaryota; Metazoa; Arthropoda; Malacostraca; Decapoda; Portunidae.
CAGUACCGACUUGGCUGUCGGCCUGAGGGUAGGUGACUGCAGACCGUCACAGACUGGUAGUUCAGUUAUUAUCAAUUCUUCUACAGCGAAAAUAUGUCUUGCUUCAUGAUCUAUAUAUAAGUAUUGUUCUAGGCGUUUGACAAGCGUUUUACAUCCAUUGCUAUACAUCAUUGAAAGUAGACAAGUAAUAUGUGCAACCCAAAGAUAGAAGACGGAGGGUCAGCAUCUAUACUUGCUGAACCCACGCCCACAGCAGAGACCACCACCACCACCAAUGCCAGGAGGAAGGGCAGAGUGGUGCCCCAGGUGGCUGCGUGCAUGGCGGCCGCGCUGGGCACCUUGGCUUCCGGCGCCGUCAGUGGAUGGACUGCCAGCACGUUACCUUCCCUGCAGCAGGACAUGCACAUGGGCACCACAGAGACAGCAUUGAUGGCGGGGAUCAUCGGUGUGGGCGCCAUCCUGGGCAGCCUGAUAGCAGGACGAACAAUGGACUACAUGGGCCGCCGCAAGACCAUCGUAUUGACAAAUCCCGUGUUGGUGGUGGCGUGGGUACUCAUGGCUGUGGCACCCAACAUCUACCUGAUCCUGCUCGGCCGCCUGCUCUGUGGUCUCAUGACCUCCUUCCUUUUAUCUAGUGUUUCGGUGUAUAGCAGCGAGAUUCCAGAAGCUCGAAUACGAGGAAGACUAAGCAGUAUGACUUCCUUUUUCAUCACGCUAGGAAUAGUGCUUUCCUACAUAGCCGGAAUUUUCCUGCCGUGGCGGUACAGCUGUUAUGUGUGUGCGGCGCCGGCCUUCCUCUCCGCGGCCAUCAUGCUGGCCAUGCCAGAGUCUCCGUACUGGCUCAUGUUGAACGACAGGAGAGGUGACGCAGAGACAGCUUUGCAAUGGCUGAGGGGGCCACAUUAUGAUAUUAAUGAGGAGCUGGAGAGCGUUGCUACAAAACUAAAAGCAGUGGGAACUAAGAUUGAAUAUCGAGAGCUGCUGCGGCCACGCACGCGCAGACCUUUCUUCAUUGCUCUGUUUAUCAUGACGCUGCAGCAGGGAACCGGCUCCAACAUCCUCAUGAUAUACACGAGUAACAUCUUCCUCUCAGCAGGAAUAGAGAACCACCACAUGCCCAUUGUGUACAUCGGCCUCGUCCAGGUGGUGGGCACCAUUGGCUCAGUGUUGCUCAUGGACAAGCUGGCCCGCCGCACCUUGAUCGUGAUGUCCAUCACCACCGUAGGGGUGUUCACCACCGCACUUGGUGUCUGCUACUACCUACGCACUGUGGGCGUAUCGUGGCCUCAAGCGGUGCCGCUGGUGGCCAUGUUCAUGGCAGUUUUCGGGUACAGCUUAGGGUGCCGCACUAUACCGUGGCUGACCACCUCAGAGCUCUUCAACACCACCAUCAGGUCCACAGCUAAUACCGCCUGCUUAUUCUACAAUAGAAUAUUGAACUUUGUUACCAUACAGAUCUAUCCUUUUGUGGCUGAAUCAGCGGGACCCCAUACUGCAUUUUUCUUCUUCGGAGCUUUAUCUCUUGUGUUCAGCGUCUUGGUCUUUUUUAUUCUCCCGGAGACUCGGGGGAAAUCCCUCGAGCAGAUUCAGGAGUACUUUGAGGAAAAGUCAGUGAAAACAUCCAAAAGAAACGACAAAACAUUCAAUGACAACGAUAAAGAGAGUUCUGUGGGAGAGAGGACCAUCAGCCACAAAGUGGAUGCAUCUCUCUCGUUCCAUGUUUCUGCCUUCCCGCCCGAUGGGAAAUUAACAGUAGUCACAGAAAGAGGACAAAUGACAAGGCUUUAACUCAGGUAGAACUGCAGUGUUAUAAUGUAUCUGUGAGAUAAGUGAGGCGGCCAGGGGAUCUGAGGGUACCUCGUAUUUUCAAGUGAUUAGUGGAGUUCUCGUGUUUUUUUUUUUUUUUUUUCUCUUGAUGGUGCAGAAUCCGUCAAGCCAUCCCUACAGCCAUGAAAACAUUCCUGGAAAUCUCAGUUACCUCCAUUACAGAGCCUGCUGAAAAAUGAUAAAAUAAUAAUAAUAAUAAAAAAAAAAAACGUAUGUGUGAAUAAGGCCCCUGGUCUUGUGGCCCCACCGUCUUUUCUCUCAUUCUAUUUUCAUAUUAUAUCGAUUACUUUUGUCUAUAACAUAUGAAUAAAAUGAGAUGAAUCAGCGCUUAUAUCCCUCUGUUAUCUUGUAUUUGUGUAAUCUUAUAAUCAUGCAUAGAUCUCGUUACAUAUAUACUUUUGUUAC